AUGUUGAUUAAGACAAAAUGGAAAAGUUAUGGACAUUUUUUCCUCAGCCUUCAAGUGGCAUUGUAUGUCAUCUUCCUGCUGUUCUUGUCAUUUUCUCUGCUGUAUGGUUCAACCAAACCAGACCCCACCCAGUACAGCGGUGGAGCAGACCUGUUGUGUGGAUUUUGUGAGAUUGUCACUCUUGUCAUGGUUGUCUUUUACAUGUGUGAAGAAAUGAAUCAAAUGAGAAUAGAGAGGUAUUCUUAUUUCUCAGAGUGGAUGACCCUAUUUGACUUGUUAGGCCUGUUGCUGAUACUGUGUAUAAUACCCUUGCGGUUAUCUGGUAGCAAAGCUCAAUGGACAGUUGCAUCUUUGGCUAUAUUGUUUAAUUUCAUGAGGAUUUUUAAGUUCUCAUGUGUGACAAGGACUACAGGACUAUACACAAAAACCUUGGCUAAGAUCAUUCAGCAAGACUUGACAAGAUUCAUGGCAGUUUUUGUUGCAGUCUUCCUUCCCUUCUGUGGGGCUUUAUUUUUAUCUCUCCGUUCAUCCAAUCAAAACCAAGAAUUAAGUGGCUUUGGAGAUGUAUUGUUGAGCGGUGUUCUUGCUCUCUCUGAGCAACGAUCCAUUGUGGCAGAUUAUUCAAGCUUCAAUUGGCUCUCCACUCUGUUGAUGCUAGCGUACAUGGGAACUGUACUUAUGUAA
Pocillopora damicornis (cauliflower coral) is the source of this 684-nucleotide messenger RNA. Its product is annotated as transient receptor potential cation channel subfamily V member 5-like. The record is from RefSeq and is a predicted model, not a curated record. NCBI's taxonomy places the organism in Eukaryota, Metazoa, Cnidaria, Anthozoa, Scleractinia, Pocilloporidae.